Messenger RNA from Calliphora vicina (urban bluebottle blowfly), 693 nucleotides. Its product is annotated as F-box and leucine-rich repeat protein 13-like. Bases 1 to 693 code for a protein of 230 amino acids. The record is from RefSeq and is a predicted model, not a curated record. NCBI's taxonomy places the organism in Eukaryota, Metazoa, Arthropoda, Insecta, Diptera, Calliphoridae. The transcript has 3 exons.
AUGAAGGCAUUAAAGAACUUGAAAUCAUUAACCUUAGCAGGCAAUUUCGAUGUAACGGGAAAAUACAUUAGCGACCUCAAAGGUUUGAAACAACUGGCUCUUAACAAUUGCACGAAAAUAGAGACCCAAUACUUUCAACAAAUCUUUGAAAACCUUAAAAAUCUAAUACUGCUCGACAUAAGAAAUUGCGGUCACUUGACAACACAAAAUUUUCAACAAAUUUAUGAUAAUCUUCAACAACUAAAGACUCUUAAAGUAACUACCACCAAAGAAAACAUAAAUUGCAUGGCAAAAUUACCAAAUCUUAAGCAAUUGGAAAUAAGUAGAAAUAAUAUCUUAAGCCCUGCCAUAGCUAAAGGGUUUUUAACUAAUUUAGCCCAUUACCAAGCUGAACAAUUAGAAGAAUUAAAGCUAAUAGACUGUGCUAAUUUUGAUGCGGAUAAAGCUGGCUUAGUAACUAAAUUGAAUAAGUUAAAAAUAUUACAUUGCAUUUGCAAUGCCUUUGAUGAUGAGAUUUUAGAGCAGUUUUCAAAACUUAAGGAAAUACAAGAGUUGUUUAUUAGCAACAGCUAUUUUGUAAGCAAUGAAAGUGUUUUACAACUUUUAGAAAACUGUCCAAAACUAACCAGCUGCAACGAUAAUUAUAACACAUCACGUAAAACAUAUAGCCGUAAAAAUUGUGGUAAGCAUUAA